This is a messenger RNA of Morone saxatilis (striped sea-bass), 2380 nucleotides long. Its product is annotated as vitamin D3 receptor B. Gene Ontology annotation, cellular component: nucleus. The coding region runs from base 594 to 1871 and encodes 425 amino acids. The record is from RefSeq and is a predicted model, not a curated record. Gene Ontology annotation, biological process: negative regulation of transcription by RNA polymerase II; positive regulation of transcription by RNA polymerase II; cell differentiation. Gene Ontology annotation, molecular function: nuclear receptor activity; zinc ion binding; vitamin D response element binding. The transcript has 10 exons. NCBI's taxonomy places the organism in Eukaryota, Metazoa, Chordata, Actinopteri, Moronidae.
GAGGACCUGAAGAGGGGGCGGUGCAUAACAAAAAGUAAUGGCCAUCUAUUUGGGUCCUGAAGAAGGAGGGGUAUUUCUCGUCGGACUACCGUAAGGUGUGCUUGAGUUUUCUUCAUGUUAACGCGUACGUUAGCCCGUCAGUGAGACCCCGCUGCGCCUCAACCGUGUUUCCGUUGAACAGCCGUUGGCCGCGGUCACAGAACGGUUAACGGCUGGCUGAACUUGGAGCCGUUUUAGGGUUAAAGCAGCCAGCUAGCCACGCUAACGUUAGCUAACUUACUACCAGCGCCGCGGUGGGAGCCAGCGUCUGGAAGGGCGUACGAGUUUGACGUUUUCUCCCCAAGUCUCCUCACAUUUCUGAGUUUAGUGCAACGCAGUCCUCUUCCUCCCCGUAGCUAACCCACCCAGGCAACAACAUGGAGGGGACACACUUUGCACGAGCAUGAAGGCGACGACAAACGGCGACUAAAGAGGAUUAAAAAGCAACUCGGUCUUGAUGGGGAAAAGUUGAGCUGAGGAUUAACAACUUGGGAUAAACUGAAGAAAGGUUUCAAGUCUAACCUAUUGUACAAGGGCAUGCUAAAACCUCAGUGAUGGAGUCCACGGUUGUGAGUACGUCCACUCUGGCCCCUGAUGAGUUCGACAGGAAUGUGCCGCGGAUCUGCGGUGUGUGUGGUGACAAAGCCACCGGCUUCCACUUCAACGCCAUGACCUGUGAGGGCUGCAAGGGUUUUUUCAGGCGCAGUAUGAAGCGCAAGGCCGCCUUCACGUGUCCCUUUAACGGCAGUUGCACCAUCACCAAGGACAACAGGCGCCACUGCCAGGCAUGCCGGCUCAAACGCUGUGUGGACAUUGGCAUGAUGAAAGAGUUCAUUCUGACAGAUGAGGAAGUGCAGAGAAAGAAGGACCUGAUUCAACGGAGGAAGGACGAGGAAGCACAGCGUGAAGCGGAGAGGGAGGCGCGGCGGCCACGGCUUACUGAUGAACAGAGUCAGGUCAUUGCCACGCUGGUGGAGGCGCACCACAAAACAUAUGACGACUCCUACUCUGACUUCUGCCGCUUCAGGCCUCCUGUGCGUGAGGGCCCAGUGACGCGAAGCGCCAGUAGAGCUGCCUCUCUCCACUCUCUGUCUGAUGCCUCCUCUGACUCCUUCAGUCACUCUCCAGAGUCUGUAGACACCAAAAUGAACUUCAACAACCUGCUGAUGAUGUACCAUGAGCAGGGCAGCAGCCCUGACUCCAGCGAGGAGGAGGGCUCCAGCUUCUCCAUGCUGCCCCACCUGGCUGAUCUGGUCUCCUAUAGCAUCCAGAAGGUUAUUGGCUUUGCCAAGAUGAUCCCUGGGUUCAGGGAGCUGACUGCAGAGGACCAGAUUGCUCUGCUCAAGUCCAGCGCCAUUGAGGUGAUCAUGCUGCGCUCAAAUCAGAGCUUCAACCUGGAAGACAUGUCCUGGAGCUGUGGUGGGCCUGAUUUUAAAUACCAGAUCAGUGAUGUCACCAAAGCGGGCCACACUCUGGAGCUGUUGGAGCCGCUGGUGAAGUUCCAGGUGGGCUUGAAGAAGCUCAACCUGCAAGAGGAGGAACAUGUGCUGCUGAUGGCCAUCUGCUUGCUUUCUCCAGACCGCCCAGGUGUGCAGGAUCACGCACGGAUCGAAGCCCUCCAAGACCGACUGUCAGAAACCCUGCAGGCCUACAUUCAGCUUCACCACCCAGGGGGACGGCUGCUUUAUGCCAAGAUGAUCCAGAAGCUGGCCGACCUGCGCAGCCUCAACGAGGAGCACUCCAAACAGUACCGCUCGCUCUCCUUCCAGCCGGAGCACAGCAUGCAGCUCACCCCGCUGGUGUUGGAGGUGUUCGGCAGCGAAGUCUCCUAGAGGCUGCCUCUGAAACCUCAGUGGUAGAGAGGAGGCUGGAGACAAGAGCCCUGGGUGUAGAAAUGGAGGGAGAGAGCUGAGGAUGUGCUGGAUGGACUAAAUGGAGGUGUGGAGUAUGAAGCACGUGGAAGAGAGAAAGUGGUGUGUAUGUGUGUCUGCGUGCAUGUGUUGGGUGUGUGGAUUCAUGUUUGUCUCGUCUAAAGAAGUCUAUCUCGGCUUAAAGGCCAAGGUUGUGUGGAGAGCAAGCAGAUAUUAAGAGAGACAGUUAACAAGGAUACUUCAUAUAAUACAAAUUAAACUAUACACACAGUACAACUUCUGCCUAUAUACAGUGUUUUGUCUGUAUUUAAAUCAACAAACAGCUGCUUCAAAUGCCUGGACAUUUUGUGUGUGUAUGUGACGUGCACACACCAACACAACAAACAUACUCAGUUAUUCAUUUAGCCAUUCAGUUGAGCUACCUCUUGGUUUUACUGGGGUUGUUUUAUAUUUACAUCACCUAUGUGAAA